Messenger RNA from Podospora pseudocomata, 2268 nucleotides. RefSeq lists its product as uncharacterized. The coding region runs from base 1 to 2268 and encodes 755 amino acids. The record is from RefSeq and is a predicted model, not a curated record. NCBI's taxonomy places the organism in Eukaryota, Fungi, Ascomycota, Sordariomycetes, Sordariales, Podosporaceae. Gene Ontology annotation, molecular function: catalase activity; heme binding. The transcript has a single exon. Gene Ontology annotation, cellular component: cytosol. Gene Ontology annotation, biological process: cellular response to hydrogen peroxide; hydrogen peroxide catabolic process.
AUGGGAGAGUGCCCGGUCAAUCACACCAAGUCCGCCAACGUCGCCGGCGGCGGGACACGCAACAUUGAUUGGUGGCCCAACCAGCUGCGUCUCAACAUCCUCCGCCAGCACACGGCCGCCUCCGAUCCUUUCCACAAGGAGUUCAACUACGCUGCCGCCUUCAAGUCUCUCGACUACGAUGCCCUCAAGAAAGACCUUACCGACCUCAUGACAAACUCGCAGGACUGGUGGCCUGCCGACUUUGGACACUAUGGUGGUCUCUUCAUCAGAAUGGCCUGGCACAGCGCCGGCACCUACCGGGUCUUUGACGGUCGUGGAGGUGGUGGUCAGGGACAGCAACGCUUCGCUCCUCUCAACAGCUGGCCCGACAAUGUCAGUCUCGACAAGGCCCGCCGCCUGCUGUGGCCCAUCAAGCAAAAGUACGGCAACAAGAUUUCUUGGGCCGAUCUCAUGCUCCUGACGGGCAAUGUCGCCCUCGAGUCCAUGGGCUUCAGGACCUUUGGCUUUGCCGGUGGUCGCCCCGACACGUGGGAGGCCGACGAGUCUGCCUAUUGGGGUGGCGAAACAACAUGGCUGGGUAACGAAGCUCGCUACGCCCACGGCCAGGAGGGCAUUGCCGGCAAGGGAAUCGUCUCGGGCGACGAAUCUAAAAAGAACCACACCGACAUCCACAACCGCGACCUCGAGUCCCCUCUUGCUGCUGCCCACAUGGGUUUAAUCUAUGUCAACCCCGAAGGCCCCGAUGGCAACCCCGAUCCUGUCGCUGCCGCUCGUGACAUUCGCGUCACCUUUGGCCGUAUGGCUAUGGAUGAUGAGGAGACGGUGGCCCUGAUUGCCGGCGGUCACACUUUUGGCAAGACACACGGCGCUGCCCCGGCCGACAAUGUUGGCGCCGAACCUGAGGCGGCCUCUAUCGAACAGCAAGGCUUUGGCUGGAGCAACAAGUAUGGGUCGGGCAAGGGCCCAGACACCAUCACCUCUGGCCUCGAAGUCAUCUGGACUAAGAACCCUACCAAGUGGACCAACCAGUUUUUUGAGUACCUCUUCAAGUACGAGUGGGAGCUCACCAAGUCUCCAGCUGGUGCCAACCAGUGGGUGGCCAAGAAUGCGGAACCCUUCAUCCCCGAUGCCUAUGACCCCAACAAGAAGCACCUCCCGCGUAUGUUGACCACCGAUCUAUCUCUCCGCUUCGACCCCGGCUUCGAGAAGAUCUCUCGUCGCUUUUUGGAGCACCCUGACCAGUUCGCCGACGCCUUUGCCCGCGCCUGGUUCAAACUGCUCCACCGUGACAUGGGCCCUCGGUCGCGCUGGCUCGGCCCCGAGAUCCCAUCCGAGGUUCUUUUGUGGGAGGAUCCUCUGCCCCCUCUUGACCACCCCGUAAUCGACAAUAACGAUAUUGCUGCCAUCAAGCGCGAGGUUCUUGCCACUGGUCUUGCGCCGCAGAAGCUCAUCUCAACCGCUUGGGCGUCCGCCUCUACCUUCCGUGGCAGUGACAAGCGCGGUGGUGCCAAUGGCGCACGCAUCCGCCUGGCUCCUCAGAAGGACUGGAAGGUCAACAACCCUGCCCAAUUGGCCGAGGUCCUUGGAGCCUUGGAGGACGUGCAGAAGAGAUUCAACGAGCAGGCUACGGGUGGCAAAAAAGUGUCGCUCGCCGAUGUCAUUGUCCUGGGUGGUGUUGCUGCCCUGGAGCAAGCUGCCGGUGUGUCGGUGCCAUUCACCCCCGGCCGCACCGACGCUUCUCAGGAGCAGACUGAUGUCCAUUCGUUUGAGCAUCUCGAGCCAUACGCCGACGGCUUCCGCAACUACGGUCAUGGCAAUGACCGCGUCAAGACUGAACAGUACCUCGUUGACCGGGCCCACCUCUUGACUCUAACGGCACCCGAACUCGCCGUGCUUGUUGGCGGUCUCAGAGUCCUCGGUGCCAACUAUGAUGGCUCCGACCAUGGUGUCUUUACUGCCCAACCGGGCAAGCUCACCAAUGAUUUCUUUGUCAACCUUUUGGAUCCCAACACCGAGUGGGCCAACGUUGAUGGCAAGGGUGAGGUCUUUGAGGGCAAGGACCGUGCGACUGGCCAAAAGAAGUGGACCGGAACUCGCGCCGAUCUCAUCUUUGGUUCCCACUCUGAGCUCCGCGCCAUCGCUGAGGUGUAUGGCAGUGCUGACGGUCAGGAGAAGUUUGUCAAGGACUUUGUGGCGGCGUGGGAUAAGGUCAUGAACCUUGAUCGGUUUGACCUCGAGCAGGGUGCUGGAUCGAGCCCUAAGCUCUAA